AUGCGCGCGAAUGUCUUUUGCAGGUCCCUACCAAAGACGUUGGAGUUCCUGAAAAAGGAAAUGGGAGGAGUUCAAAUGGACUUCCUCAACAAAGUUGCUGACAACAGCAGGCCAAACGGGUUUCCAUUGCUUUUUGGCAAAUCUUUGGAGCAAGUUGGCCGCGUUGGACGACCGCCAGAGGCUCCAGACUGGAACAAUACCAAGAUUUGCGAAGAGUAUCUGGAUAAGUAUCCAUACAUUCCGGAGGAGUACAGAAAGAAGGGAUAUAAGGUUUGUCAGCCAGGAAUCUGGCACAAUCUCAUUUGGAAUCUGUUUGAGAAAUUCAUGAUGUGCGAUCCUUGUUUUUGA
Molecule: messenger RNA, 348 nt
Organism: Cooperia oncophora
Lineage: Eukaryota; Metazoa; Nematoda; Chromadorea; Rhabditida; Trichostrongylidae
Source: the annotation of a GenBank genome assembly